Molecule: messenger RNA, 1754 nt
Organism: Homalodisca vitripennis (glassy-winged sharpshooter)
Lineage: Eukaryota; Metazoa; Arthropoda; Insecta; Hemiptera; Cicadellidae
Gene: EMC1
Product: ER membrane protein complex subunit 1
Biological process (GO): protein folding in endoplasmic reticulum
Cellular component (GO): EMC complex
Molecular function (GO): protein binding
Source: RefSeq, a predicted model, not a curated record
GAGGCAGUUUGACCAUGUUGGUGCGACGGUGUGACCAGCCAGUUACUGCAACUGCAGACUCUGCUCAUGACUGUUUUUUGGUCUCCGAGAGCCUUCUAAUAAAUGUCAAUGAGCUAGCUGACCUGGUCAGAGAUGACUUUGGACUCCAUAAAAUUAUCGUGGCUUUUACCUCUGUUGGCAAGAUUUAUGGCAUUGACAACUUAAGUCAUGAAAUAAUAUGGCAGAGUACUCUGAAGGAUGUGAUACCAUUCAACAACAUCGGGAAAGCACAUGUACCAUUCUUCAUACAACGCACCACCACACAUUUCCCAAAUCCUGCUCAAACUACAGUUCUAUACAGGCACAAGGACACGAAAGAGACUGUAAUGUACAGAUUCAAUCCAAUGAACGGAAAGUCACCAGAUGGUGAUUGUCUGAGGUUGGGCUUCAAGCUGGCACAAGCGAUUCUCUUGCCUAAUGCUGAUGACACUUUCCUCAAGGGUCUGUUACUGCUGGAUACUGCGGGCAAGUUGCACAUCUUCCCCGAGUCUUGCAGGAAGGCAGCUAUACAAGCAGCCUCAUCUACGUACCUCUACACUGCCGACACGCAGACUGGUCAGCUCACAGGCUACUCUCUGUCGUACAGCUCAGCCCAGGAGCUGAUUGCAGUUCCCCUAUGGGAGGUGAAAUUGUCCCAGAAGAUUACCGCUAUCGUAGCCAAGAGCCCGCUGGAGAAGGUACACUCACAGGGCCGAGUGCUGGGUGACCGCAGCGUACUGUACAAGUACAACAACCCCAACCUGGUGGCAGUGCUCACACAGGCACCUGACCCCUUGUACAAAAAUGUGCUGAGUGUGUACCUGAUUGACGUGGUGAGUGGGUCAGUUGUGUUCUCGGCGGUUCACAAGCGCAGUCUGGAACCUAUCCAUUUAGUCCACUCUGAGAACUGGGUCAUCUACAGUUAUUUCAGUGACAAGAGCCGUCGCACAGAGAUCACAACUCUGGACCUGUACGAGGGGAAGACACAGAGUAACACAACAGCAUUCUCAUCAGUGUGGAAUCCUAUUCAACCAAUGGUAGAGAGACAAUCCUAUAUUCUACCAGCUUCAGUGGAGAUGAUGAAAGAAACAAUAACAGAGAAGGGAAUUACCAGCAAACAUAUACUAGUUGCCUUGGACAAUGGAGGAGUUCUUGAGUUACCUUGGGUUUUACUGGAUCCUCGACGUCCCCUUGCCGCCACUCCAGAUCUGCGUGAGGAGGCUGUCAUUCCCUACGUACCUGAGCUGCCCACUUUGCCUGAGGCCAUCAUCAACUACAAUCAGACUCUGCUACGAGUGUCUGGAAUUCACACCUCUCCCAGUGGCCUUGAGUCCACCUGUCUUGUCACAGUCUACGGGCUUGAUUUAUUUUACACCCGUGUAGCUCCUUCAAAAACAUUUGACAUGUUGAAAGAAGACUUCGACUAUAUCUUGAUAACUGCUGUGCUGGUGGGCCUGACAGUCUCUGCCUUCAUGACUAAGAGGUUAGCAGCAAGAAAAGCUCUGAAACAGGCGUGGAAGUGAACUCAAGAACUGCCAAAGAACUAAAAUCGUUAUUGUUGUUUAUGUGUGUUUUUUUUUUUUUUUUUAGGAAAUUUACAGAUUAGUAAAUUUGUCUUGUAAUUUGCACUGUAAGAUUUUAUUUAGGUGUGUAAGUUAAUUUGUGUCAAAGACCGAAGUAAACUAUCUUUACAUAUUUUAUGUGCAGAUUAAAUAUUUAUUAUAAAACUGAACAAA